UCAAGGGAGAUUUGUCCUUGAUCCUAGAAUAUUCUAGGAUCUAAGUUUUAUGUAAAUAAUAUGUAAAUAUAGUAAGUCAAGGAUGUAGUUUAGGAUGCUGUCAAUAUUUAGAUUAUUUCCUUCCUUUUUUGUUUAUAAUCCUCUCCUUAAAAGAGGAUGUUGUUCUUGCUCAUUUCAAUAAAUUAAGACAAAUUGUCUUUGAUUAUUUCUAAGAUGGUAUCAGAGCUGGAUUAAAUCCCAGCCAUCCAUUCCGUGUGAGGCUCUUCGCACAACCGUCUACGCCUCCUCUAUUGGCCUCUCGAUUGGUCGCUGAUGCCCGGAUUCGGCAAUUCCCAGCCAUUGCCAAGCUUGAAUCUACUGGUCGCGGCCACCCAAGAUCGACUCAAGGUCAUCUUCUCUGUCGCGUCCUCUAUCGUCAACCGCCAGGUCUCUUUCUACCGCCUGCGAGUGCAAGCUUCCACUGGGCGAGUGCAAGCUCUUCAUUUCGAACGGUGACACCCACUCCAAUUGGGUUAGUUGUGUUCGCUUCAGCCACUGCCAAUUGCUUACGACCUCUCUACCUUGACCAGCUUCAAUCACUGUUACUUCACAGCGCAACGUAGCCGCACAUCACAGCCACUGCAGUUGCAGCCACUAGAAAGCACUGCCGCAACUGUUUCUUUUGCACAACACAGCGGCCACAGUCAUUCACAACAUUACUGUUGCAACCGCUUAUGCAAAGAACUACGACUGCCUUCUGCUUGCUGGCACCUUACAUUGACAACAACCAAUUUUGCAGCCAUCUCCCACAUCUUGGUAACCUUACUUGCUUCCUUUCCUUCUUGUUUUUUUCCUCUUCCAAUGUGUAAGUUAUGUCGGAAGUCACUUCCGAAACAUCCUUAAAUCCUGUCGCUACUAUCCAAACAAAAUAUCCAGCGACCCAUCCAAACCAUUCAAGUACCCAUUCUGUCCAAAUCACCACCAUUCGUUUAAAUGGUGAUAAUUUUCUUCACUGGUCUCAAUCUGUUCGAAUGUAAUAUCCGCAGGCAAGGAAAAAUUGGCUACAUUACUGGCGACAAGAAGGAACCUGCAGUGGAUGACCCAGCACACUCUGUUUGGGAUGCUAAAAACUCUAUGGUCAUGACAUGGCUGGUUAAUUCCAUAGAUGAAGAUAUCAGUUCCAAUUAUAUGUGUUAUCCUACUACAAAGGAGUUAUGGGAUAAUGUAAAUCAGAUGUACUCUGACCUAAGUAACCAAUCUCAGGUUUUUGAGUUAACUCUGAAGCUGGGAGAGAUUCGGCAAGGAGACGAUUCUAUUACUAAAUACUUCCAUUCCUUGAAGAGACUGUGGCAAGAUCUUGACCUCUUCAACACUUAUGAGUGGAAAUCUACUGAAGAUUGCAACCACCACAAGAAAAUGGUUGAAGAUGACCGUAUUUACAAGUUUCUUGCUGGCCUUAAUAUUGAGUUUGAUGAGGUGCAAGGGAGGAUUAUUGGCCGAUCCCCCUUACCUCCCAUUGGUGAAGUAUUUGCUAAGGUUAUAAGAGAAGAAAGCCGAAGGAGUGUCAUGCUUGGCAAAAAAACUGCUGCCUUGUAGGCAGCUGCCAAUUGGAAGAGCAACAAGCAAGGAGAUAAGAGUAGUAACCAUGGGGUCCCUACUGCGAAUGAGGUUGACACAGGUCACUUCAACAAAGAGCAGAUUGAUCAACUCUUGAAGCUGUUACAAUCCAAUUCCUCAUCUGGUAUUCCUAGUGUUUCCUUGGCACACACAGGUAGAAAACCUAAAGCUCUUUCUUGUCUACAUUCCUCUCCAUGGGUUAUUGAUUCUGGAGCCUCCGAUCAUAUGACUAGUUCUCCUUAUUUAUUUAAUACCUAUUCUCCUAUCUCUGGAAAUGAAAAAAUUAGAAUUGCCGAUGGUAGAUUUUCAUCUAUUGCAGGAAAAGGUCUUAUUUAACUAACCGAAAAAAUUAAUCUCCAUUAUGUUCUUCAUGUUCCUAACUUGGCCUGCAAUCAUUUGUCAAUUAGUAAACUUUGCAAAGACUCUAACUGUCGUGGUACUUUCUUUGAAUCC
Diospyros lotus (date-plum) is the source of this 2049-nucleotide messenger RNA. RefSeq lists its product as uncharacterized. Bases 973 to 1575 code for a protein of 200 amino acids. Lineage: Eukaryota; Viridiplantae; Streptophyta; Magnoliopsida; Ericales; Ebenaceae. The record is from RefSeq and is a predicted model, not a curated record. The transcript is spliced from 2 exons.